AUGGUUCUCCUCCCAGGGGUCAUCGCCGUUGCGCUCUCCACUACCGCCGAACCGGCCUCUGACGACCCCAUUCUGCAAUGCCUCAACCACGAGAUUGAAGCUCAUCGGAACCUCGUGCUCAACUCGCCUGAUAAGGCCCUUGAGAUUGCUGACGCGAAAUUACGCGUUUUCCCCUUCAAGGAUGUCGAGAUCUGUUGGCGACGGCUCUACACGGACGCGAGCAUCGUCAAGGCUUGUCUUCAGAUCUGCAGCAACUGUGGCUUGUUGAGCGAGAGGAACUCGAACUCUGAUGGCGAGAAAGACCAGAUUGUAUGGCUGUCUCAUCUGAUCGAGGACCUUAAUCGUAUACAAGACGCCGGGGAAGGGAUCAAGGUGGACUCGACCGCACCAUGGCUCUCGCCGACGAUACACAUCCUCGAUAAAGCCCUAAUCAUGACGGGCGCUCCUUUGCGUGAAACACUCAUAGAAUCUCUCCUCGAUGCUCUACAGAGUGCGAUCUUGUCUUCGAACACCGAAAAUGCGGCCUCGGUGGACGACCCCGAAACCGUCGACGAAGCUGUACGCCCCGCUGCGAAGCGCCGAAAGACCUCCCCUCCUCUUUUCCCUCCAGACUCGAUCCCUGCACCCCAGAUAGAGCAUCCUGUCACGCGUGUCUCUGCGCCAUCCUUCAGCGCUAUCGAACAUCAUAUUCAUUCGGUCCGAACGCCCCUGGUGAUAACCGACGCGGUGGAACACUGGCCAGCGAUUUCGACGCGUCCUUGGGCCUCGCGGGACUACUGGUUCGGACGCACCCUGGGCGGUCGACGGCUCGUGCCUGUGGAAAUCGGCAGAUCGUACACCGACGAGGGUUGGGGUCAGCGGAUCAUGGAGUUUGGCGAGUUUGUUGACCGAUACAUCUGGCGAGGGGACGACGCCAACGGGGGCGAUGGCGAUGACGACGGGCCCCAAACCGGCUAUAUGGCACAGCAUGACCUGCUCUCCCAGAUUCCUACCCUGCGUAAGGAUAUCUGCAUCCCCGACUAUUGUUACAUCGAUCCACCCAGCCCAGAACCCGGCACGCCGGUCUACCUGAAGAAGCGCCGCGAGCAGGAGAAACGGACCAAGGACAUCGACUCCGAAGCCAUGUCCACCACUUCAGACCAUGAACGUCACGAAAACGACAGUGCAUCACACCACUCCUCAGACAUGGGCCUCCCUAGCGAACCGAUCAUCAAUACUUGGAUCGGUCCGUCGUGGACUAUAUCCCCUCUUCAUCAUGAUCCGUACCACAACAUCCUCGUGCAGGUCGCGGGAACCAAAUACAUCCGUCUCUACUCCCCACACACUCCAGCCUCGCAGAUCCAUCCCAAGGGAAUGGAAUCCGUCAACGAGACCUCGUCGCCAGAGGUCAGAAACGACCACUCGAACCCGACUCACCACGGAGAAAAGGGCCCCGAUCAGCAACCGCAGCUGAUUGACAUGUCCAAUACCUCCCAGGUCGAUCUUGCGGCGAUUGAGCUCUCUCCUGCCGAAUCCGAGCAGUGGGACGCCAUGUGGCCGGGUUUCCUACAGGCGGAAUACGUCGAGACCGUGCUGAGGGAGGGCGAAAGUCUUUAUAUCCCCGUGGGGUGGUGGCAUUACGUUCGGGGCUUGAAGGCUGGUGUCAGCGUGAGUUUUUGGUGGGGGUAG
Messenger RNA from Aspergillus melleus, 1668 nucleotides. RefSeq names its product putative JmjC domain protein. The transcript has a single exon. Lineage: Eukaryota; Fungi; Ascomycota; Eurotiomycetes; Eurotiales; Aspergillaceae. The coding region runs from base 1 to 1668 and encodes 555 amino acids. Gene Ontology annotation, molecular function: 2-oxoglutarate-dependent dioxygenase activity. The record is from RefSeq and is a predicted model, not a curated record.